GUGUUGGUCAAGGCGGGCGGCGCGACUCCGCCCCCUUCUCUCAGCGGGUGGCGGCUGCUGAGGCUCGGGUGGGAGUUGCCGGUUGGACGCGCCGCGGGGCAUGAGGGAAGAUCCUGGAGGACACUUCAGGAUCCCAGGGCUUUGCCACUUCAUGUCAUAGCUUCUUUCCUGGGUUGCUCGUCCAGAGGUUUAGAAAAAGAGAGGGACAAAAACAAAUUUUCCAGCCCUAAAAGCACCUGCACUUGACUGUGGUGGCAUGUAGGUGACAGCCCUGAGUGUCUGAGGGAGGCAGCAUGGCAAUGUUUCUAGGGGCCAGGAAUGCCCACUCGGUUCUCAGACGCUUGCCCCGGGCCAAUGGCUUUCUGGAGGAGUUUCGCCAAGGCACCAUUGAGCGGGAGUGCAUUGAGGAGAUCUGCAGCUAUGAGGAGGUCAAGGAGGUGUUUGAGAACAAAGAGAAGACGUUGGAGUUCUGGAAGGGCUAUGCCAACUCUGUUUACUCUGUCAAGGACCCUGGCCAGGGCUUGGGGCACUCUGAUGCAAUGUAUGUGGUGGUACCCCUCCUGGGAGUGGCCCUGCUCAUAGUCAUUGCCUUGUUCAUCAUCUGGAGGUGCCAGCUACAGAAAGCCACGCGCCACCGGCCCUCUUAUGCCCAGAACUGCUACCUGGCCAGCCGUGCGGGCCGCAGCCUCCCCAGAGUCAUGAUCUACCGAGAGACGUCGCACAGCCAGACGGAGGCCCAGUACCAGCGGGAGCCAGGCCCCAGGGUGCUUGGAGAUGGCAGAGCAGGAGGUGGCUCCCAGCUGGACGGGACCCUUUACCCUCCAGAGCACUCUGUGUCUGUCCUCUCCAGACUAUCCAGUGCCACCCCUCCCCCUUCAUAUGAGGAGGUGACUGGGCACCCAGAGAACGGUAGUGGUGAGGAAACCAGUGUUUCCUACAGUGACCCUCCACCCAAGUACGAAGAGAUUGUGGGUGUGUCCCCUAGCUUGGGCAAAUAAUGGUGCCCACUUACCAUGCGUGGACCCUC
Gavialis gangeticus (Gharial) is the source of this 1027-nucleotide messenger RNA. RefSeq names its product proline rich and Gla domain 3 (gene PRRG3). Gene Ontology annotation, molecular function: calcium ion binding. The record is from RefSeq and is a predicted model, not a curated record. Gene Ontology annotation, cellular component: extracellular region. The coding region runs from base 294 to 998 and encodes 234 amino acids. Lineage: Eukaryota; Metazoa; Chordata; Crocodylia; Gavialidae. The transcript has 5 exons.